CUGUAGCUCGUGGGUAGAGGCGAGUGUGCUACCAGUAUGCAUGGCGAUCGUGGGGUUGAAAGCAGUUGGUGUAGUACAGCGGGUUUAUGUGGUUUUCACAGGACAUAAUUAAGUGAAGUGACCUCAAAUGACAGGAAGAGCACGAGGUCGGGCAAGAGGCCGGGCGAGAGGAGAGGCACAGCAGGCUGCUCCUGUGGCACGCAGGGCCAGGCGAGGGCAGCAACAAGCUGCCUCAGUUUCAAUACCAGCAGCGGUACCGUCUGGUGAACCUGCAGCUGCUCUGAGUGGGCGGGCGUCAUACAGGGGAGGGGUCAGAGAGCCCCGUCCAGGAGCUGGGGAGCCUGUGAAACCUCCCGUUGAGGAACUAGCUCAGUUGCAAGUAGGAACAAGGGAAGGCAAGGAUGUGGGUCGAAGGCAGCGUGAUUACCAAUACCAGGACCCAAACACACGACCAGCACAUAUCGAGGACAAGCGAGGCACUGCUGGAGCGCCUAUUCGCUUGGUGUCCAACUUCUUCACAAUUGACCCCAGUGGGACUGGGAAAGGUGCUCCAGUGGAUUGGCACCUGUACCAAUAUCAUGUGGCCUACAACCCGGAGAUUGACAGCAAGAGACUCAGGUGUGGCCUCCUGUUUCCUCAUGAAGAAAUACUCGGGAGAACCAGGGCUUUUGAUGGAAUGAUCCUUUUUCUGCCCUUUAAGCUCCAACAAGAGGUGACGGAACUGUACAGUGAGCGGAAGUCUGAUGGUGUUAAGGUUCGGAUCACUGUUACCCUGACAAAUGAACUGCCACCAAAGUCUCCACAGUGCAUACACGUCUUCAACAUCAUCUUCCAUAGGAUUCUGAAUGCCAUCAACAUGAAGCAGAUUGGACGCCACUAUUACAACAUCGAGAGGAGUGUUGCCAUUCCUCAGCACAAAUUACAGGUGAUGCCUGGGUUCAUCACCUCCAUCUUGCAGUACGAGUCACGAGUGAUGCUGUGUGCAGACAUUGCUCACAAGAUCCUAAGAAGUGACACUGUGCUGGACAUGAUGUAUGAGAUUUGGAACCGGCAGCAGCGCGACUUCGAAAACGUCUGCGCAAAGAAGUUCAUUGGAGAGAUCAUACUCACAAGGUACAACAAUAAGACGUACCGUGUGGACGACAUAGAGUGGGAAAAGCACCCCACGGACACCUUCAAGAUGAGAGAUGGAACCGAUAUUACCUACGUGGACUACUACCAAAAGGCCCACGAGAUAAAAGUCCAGGAUAUGGAUCAGCCUCUUCUAGUUAGCCGUCCAAGCAAGCGUGACAUCAAGGUGGGUCGGACAGAAGUUCUCUAUCUUCUGCCCGAGCUCUGCACGCUGACUGGGCUCUCCGAUGAUGUGAGGGCAGAUUUCUCAGUGAUGCGAGAUGUUGCUGUUCACACGCGCAUCCCACCUGAGGGCCGACAGAGGACUCUGCAGGGAUUCAUCAAUACUAUUAACAAUAACCCCGAGGUGCAGAAAGAAAUGCGGGGCUGGAACCUGGAGUUCAGCAGCGAUUUACUCAAGCUCACCGGACGAGUGUUGCCUGCGGAGAAGAUUCAUCAGAGAGAAAAGGAUAUACCUUACAAGGCUGUUGAGGCUGACUGGUCCCGUGGCAUGCGGGGCCUAAAACUGCAGUCAGUGGUCCACCUCGACAACUGGAUUGUCUUAUGCACCCGACGGGACGAGGGAAUCGUCAACGACUUCAUAAGCACAUUGCAGAGGGUGUCUGGACCAAUGGGGGUUAAUGUGAAGACACCAAUAAAAUUGCAGCUUCCUGAUGAUCGCAAUGAGACGUACACGCGAUGUCUACGGGAACAAGUGACGCCCACUACACAACUAGCUCUCUGUGUACUGCCCACCAACAGGAAGGACAGAUACGAUGCCAUCAAGAAACUGUGCUGUUGUGAAGUUCCAGUGCCCAGCCAGGUUGUGGUAGCCAGGACCAUUUCAAAGAAGCAGAUGUUGAUGAGCGUCUCCACUAAGAUUGCUAUUCAGCUCAACUGUAAGCUGGGAGGAGAGGCCUGGGCCUGUGAAAUUCCGUUGAAAGGGUUAAUGGUCAUGGGCAUUGACUGUUACCAUGACUCUGCCUCCAAAGGUCGCUCAGUGGCCGGGGUAAUUGCCAGCACAAACCAGACGCUGACACGCUUCUACUCACGCUGCACAUUUCAGCACCAGAUGCAGGAGCUGAUCGAUGGGCUGAAAGUGUGUGUCACAGCUUCGCUUAAGAAAUACAAUGAGAUUAAUGGCUCCCUGCCGGAUAGGAUUGUGAUCUACCGUGAUGGUGUGGGUGAUGGACAGGUGCCUGCAGUACUGGAACAUGAAGUACCUCAGAUAGAGAAGUGCUUCCAGACCUUGGGGCAAGACUAUCGACCUAAGGUGGCAGUUAUCGUUGUGAAGAAGAGAAUCAACACACGUCUGUUUGCUCUGGGGAAUCAAGGACUGUCUAACCCUCCACCUGGCACAGUUGUUGACACGGAAGUCACCAACCCCAGGGCCUAUGACUUCUUCCUGGUGUCACAGUCCGUUCGUCAAGGGACGGUAACUCCGUGCAAUUAUAACGUGAUCUGGGACAAAUCCGGUCUGAAGCCUGACCACAUGCAGCGGCUCACGUACAAGAUGUGUCAUCUCUACUACAACUGGCCGGGCACCAUUCGUGUUCCUGCCCCAUGUCAGUAUGCACAUAAGCUGGCAUUUCUGGUUGGACAGAGCAUCCACAGAGAGCCGGACCUGUCCCUGUCUGACAGAUUGUUCUUCCUCUGAGACGGUAACAACAGAGGAAAGAGCAAAACUCGUCACAGCUUCUGCGCCAUCCCGAACAAUAUUAAAUUUAUGUUUUUUACUCAUUGCAUUCUGGUCAUUAUUUCUGCAUUGACGGUGGAGUGAGCAGGAAUAUGAGCUGCUUUAGGUCAGCAGGGGUAUUAUUUUUCAGUUUGCCCCCCACCCCCCCACCCAAAAAAAGAUCAUGAAGCAUCUUUGACUUAUAUUGUUGAUUAUGCAUAUGCAUAAAUCGAAUUGAUCCAUUUGUUAAAUUUAUUGCAGUUUGAAAAUUGUUUUAGAUUGAAGUCUUUAGUUUUAUGGUUUUUAUAGGAAGGAAGAGACUCCAUGUUAAGGAAAUAACUUUUACUGUUCAUUCUUAAAAAAAUAAGUCUGUUUUUAAAAAGAAGUCAUAUCCAAUAUUGUUUGGAACUUUUUUAUACCUUAAUCAUUGAUGUAUUUGAUGCUAAAUGCGAUUUUUUUUUUUUUUUUUUUUAUGUGACAGUUAACAUUGGUGGAAGCAUACUUUGGAUAUGCAUGCAGGAUGUCUUGCAUGAUUAUCAAAAACAGGAUUAGAGGGAAUGAACAUUGAUUCAAUCCUUGAUUGUUACUUAUUUUCUUUACUUUGUCUUGUGUGUUUUCAGGGCACCGUCUGUGUUCCUGCCCCAUGUCAGUAUGCACACAAGCUGGCAUUCCUGGUUGGACAGUCAUGUCCUACAUUAGUUAAAACAUUUUAUUACCUUGAUGUAUUUGAUGCUAAAUGCGUCUUUUAUUUCUUUUUUUUAUGCGACUUAACAUUGAUGGAAGCCAACUUUGCGAGAUGCAAAUAUUGUAUGAAAUAAUCUGACCUCUAAGUUGCUCAAACCUAGCUAAGGUUAACAAGGCUAACUUGUCUCCCAAGAUAGUUUUCUUGGAAGUUUCACACAUCUCAUGAUCUUCAUUUCAUCAUAUUGAUCCAGAUUUGAUCAUAGUUUUGGUGCUGUGUUAAAGAUCGAACCAGUUGAAAAUCCUUUAUGGCAAGUUAAGGGGCGUUGCUCAACUGGGAGUCAUGUCAUUCAUGCAAACUGUUCAUAUUCAUAUUAUGAAACUUCAAAAAAAAAAAAAUGAAAA
Molecule: messenger RNA, 3871 nt
Organism: Liolophura sinensis
Lineage: Eukaryota; Metazoa; Mollusca; Polyplacophora; Chitonida; Chitonidae
Product: piwi-like protein 1
Exons: 19
Coding region: 128-2767 (879 amino acids)
Molecular function (GO): RNA binding; protein binding
Source: RefSeq, a predicted model, not a curated record